Molecule: messenger RNA, 2644 nt
Organism: Portunus trituberculatus (swimming crab)
Lineage: Eukaryota; Metazoa; Arthropoda; Malacostraca; Decapoda; Portunidae
Gene: Hydr2
Product: abhydrolase domain-containing protein 2-like
Exons: 7
Coding region: 41-1225 (394 amino acids)
Biological process (GO): acylglycerol catabolic process; medium-chain fatty acid catabolic process; steroid hormone receptor signaling pathway
Cellular component (GO): sperm flagellum; sperm plasma membrane
Molecular function (GO): monoacylglycerol lipase activity; acetylesterase activity
Source: RefSeq, a predicted model, not a curated record
ACGUCACCGCCAGUGUGGUUUAGGUCGUCAUCGUGGGAGGAUGUCGGCGGUGAUCGUAUUUGCGGUCUUUCUUCUCAUCUGCACUAUCCUAAAAUUUCUGAAUGUGACCAGCCCUCCAAGACCUCCUCGGCUACUCUCCAGUGACUCUAAAUUCCUGGAACUAGUGCUCAAGUACUGCCCACACCUCAAUGAGACAUACGUGCCGGUACGCCUGUGGGGCAGCAGUGGGCACCUCCAGACCAUCGUGCACGCCACAGUGGGCCGCACCUAUUGCCCCCACGUGGUGCCCAGAAGGAUAGCGGCGCGGCAGGAGGACGGCGCCACUGUCACCUGGGACUUGUACGAACCGACAGGAGCGCCGCAGACUGAUGAAGACUACACUAUCGCCGUGUGCCCGGGGAUCGCCAACAGCAGCGAGAGCACCUACGUCAGAUCCCUUGUGUCCCUGGCGUGCUCCCGUGGCUACAGGUGCAUAGUGCUCAACCACCUGGGAGUCCUGCCCCACGUCAAGGUCACCAGUCCCAGGGUGUUCAGAUACGGUCAGUCUGAUGAGCUUCACCUGAUGCUAACUAAAUAUGUGGAAGCUCGGCCUGACACAAAGCUGAUACUGGUUGGCUUCAGCAUGGGAGGAAACAUUGUGUGCAAGUACCUCGGAGAGCCCAACCGCACUCGCCCUGGCAAUAUCAUGGGUGCCAUCUCCAUCUGCCAAGGCUACGAUGCCGUCAAAAGCCUUCAGUUCCUGCUGGAGUGGAACAAUCUGGCACGGCUCUACCUGUUCUCUAUGACUGAAAACAUGCGCUCCGUCAUCAUCCGGCACAAGGAGGCACUGCUCACCGAGGAGGUCAAACGGCGCUACAAUGUUGAUGAGCGGCGGGUGUUGUCUGCUGCCACUCUGCCUGAGCUGGAUGAGGUGUACACCAGACGCAUCUUUGGCUUCCGGAAUGUAGAGGAACUGUACCGCAAUGACAGCUCAGCCACCUACCUGGGCAAUGUCAAGGUGCCCAUUGUGUUCAUCAAUGCAAGAGAUGAUCCACUGGUGCACCCUGACAUGCUCAACAUCCCUCAGGCAUUUGUCCAGACAAACAAAAACUCCUUAUACAUCGAGACUGAGCAUGGUGGCCACCUUGGCUACUAUGAUGGAGGCUUCAUUGUGCCACGUGCCGUCACCUGGCUCGACCGUACCGUGGUCUCCCUCGUCACAGCGCUCGCCAACAACAACCAAUAGAAGCAUGUCUCUUGUGUGGGAAGUGGAUGGGUGUUCCAGGCUAGCUCCACUGAACCUUUCAUAUCCCUUCAUGUCUGUUCUCCCCAUUACUGAAAUUGUCACACCAAAUUUCUCACAGUUGCUACAGUUUUCAGAAUGAGCUUAGUCUAUCACCCUUCCAGCCAUUCCUGAGCUUAGCCAACCCUUCUUCCAUUUCUGUCCCUCUAUCGGCACUGGAGACAGCAAGACAACACGCAAGCACACAUCCCAGUUAUGUACGAUCCGUGUGGUUAUGCUGUGAUGGUAAGUUAAGUUCUGUGUUGAAGUGGUGCUUGGGAGGACGAUAGUAUAGUAUUUUAGAGUGUGGUGGAUUCCUUAUUGUGCCACACUUGUCUGUGCACUGGCUGAGUGAUCCCAAUAGAUAAUGUUAUUCAUGGUGACCAUUAGAAACAUGAAAAACGGAUGCAAGAUGGUUAUCACUCGGAUACUUGCUGCACUACUACUUCUGUCCUAUACUUCACUGGCAGGACAAGCAGCAGUAGGUGAAAGUUGCAUUAGAAUUGUGAAGUUGUGCUAUGACAAAUAUGCAUUCCUUUUUGCUAAGUUUACCAGACAGUGUGUCAAGUCAAGUGCAGGACUUUUGUGGCAAUAAUAAUUGCACACCCAUGUUCCAUAUUUCUCUUAUAAACAAAAAACAAAGAAUAGGUUAUUUUUGUAUAUGAUGUAGGGUUAUUGUAUGUAUAUCUAUAGUUUAGUGUUUGAUUCUUCUAAUGAACCUGUGGUCACCUGGUUAUCUGGGCACUGUAGGCUAAGGAAUUACCAAGCCAGGCUGCCUGAAGCCAUCAGGUUCAUCAUGAAGUGAGCCAAACUGUGCCAUCAGAAAAGAAAAAAAUAAGCAGUAGUAAUAGAAAACCUUUUAACAUGUUAUUCAGAUCUGUGAGGGAAGAAAGCAAUAUAACCAGAAAUUUAUCUCACAGUCAUCCCUUAUGUUCAUUGGUUAUAGAGUGUAAGUGGUCACUCACAAUAUAAAAAAAAAAUUACUCUUCAGAAAGUGUGACAAGGAAAACCAGAUAAUCAAAUGAUCACAUGUUGAGGAAGCACUCCUCGCCACUACCACAACAUUGUAUGCAUGCUCAAACAAUGACAAUAGUGAGGCAGUCAUGAGGCUGCCUUGGAGGAAGCACAAACCAGCAUUGAUAAAAUAAUGUGAGUCUUGGUGUCCCUCAAGGAGAGGCUAGAAAAGACAUCUUAUGAAAGAUGAAAACUGAAAAAAAAGUCUUGCUAAAAAAUAAAUAAAUAAUGCACCUAUAUGGUAGCACAAAAUAAUUGUCUGUGCUAUUUGUAGCUGCUGACACACACACACACACACACACACACACACACACACACACACACACACACACACACACACACACACACACACACACACACACACACACA